Molecule: messenger RNA, 4836 nt
Organism: Nerophis lumbriciformis (worm pipefish)
Lineage: Eukaryota; Metazoa; Chordata; Actinopteri; Syngnathiformes; Syngnathidae
Source: RefSeq, a predicted model, not a curated record
AUGGCCGACUCGGAGGAAUUUAGACUCAAGCGAUUAAUGCAUGAGCAGGAGCAGUCCAGAGUGUUCGAUCAGGUGAUGGGACUGGGAGACUUUGCUGACUCCUCCAGAGGCUCCAACACCUCCUCUAAGAGUGAAGGUCCACAGGGAACACCAGCGGUAGAAAGACUUUCUGGACAAGAGGAACAGCAAGAAGGGGACAACAGCAACAGUAGUGGCAGCAGGCAAGAACAAAAUAUUGGUAAGGGGGUGGAGGAAUCAUCAUAUCCUCGCAUAGUAUCCCCUGCCAAUGACCAACGCUCCCCAUUUACCAUUGAACCCAGUGGAGGAGGAACUGGAGAGGCAGCAUUUGAUGAUGCAUUAGAUGGCCUUCCUUCAUUUGGUCCUGAAGAGGAGGACGAGGAUGAGGACUGGCACUUUGCCCUACCAGACGAGACAUUGCAGGAUGUUGACUAUGACAAAUUAAAGGGCAAAAAAAAUCAGCCGAGGGAGGGACUUGACAAAAUUCAAGGAGAUCCUUCUCUGGGACCUAGAGAAGUGGAGGAUGAGCAAGAGAAAGAUGCAACCAGUGGCUCUGCAAACACUUCUCACUCAUCCAAGGACAACACACCAGAGAGCAGUCAAGAUGUGGGAAAUGUGAAUCAGACGAAAGAAACAGAAGAGCACGUACAGGGUGAUCAGUCGGAGCGCCCUCCUGUAGAAGGCAGCAACCCUCCUUUGUCUCCCAAUAUCACCGUUAAAGAUGAACCAAUUGAUGAGGGAUAUGAUGCUGCUUUAUUGCCUCAGAGUAAUGCAAGACAAAUCAAAGAAGAACUAGAACAUCAGGAGGAUGAGCUCAGGAUCAGCUCUGUUUACUCUGUUGGCGGAGGUAACACACUUGCGCCACCUACGGUGACUGCAGCUCCUCCCCAACCAACAACCAUUUUUAUUCAGGGUAGAGGUGCUGUUCUGCAAGCAGUAGCUCCCCUUUCUGUCCGACCUCCAGCUACAAUCCAGACUUCACUUUCAUCUUUGACACCACUACCCCCUCGACCCCCAGUGCCACUCAUUCCUGGGAGUGUUCGUUGCAGUGGCUGCUUUAAGAUUCUGCUAAAAGGUCAAACAGCUUUCCAAAGGAAAGGCUCAACACAACUCUUCUGCUCGACGGUUUGUCUGACAGGACAUCUGCCCCCAACAAACAAGAACCAAUUAUGUUCUCUAUGCAACAAUGAAAUCGUUCGUGCUCGGGACACAAUAACGAUCCCAGCUGAUGACAACACGUACUUGCACUUUUGUGGGCAGCACUGUUUGUCAAUCUUUAGACACAGGGCGAAAAAAAUUGAAAAGCCUCCUGAAAAAGUGGUCGAAAAACGGCCAGAGAAGAAGAUUGAGAAGCCACAGGAGAAACCUGCUGAGCGACCGGUGGAAAGUGCUAUUUGUAGUGUGUGCAGAAUCACUAACCGGAUCGAACAUGAGGUCAGUCACCAAGGCCGUCUGCACAGACUCUGCAGCGACGCUUGUUUUGUAACUUGGCGCAAGAUGCGACAGUUAGCCAUGAACUGCUGUGAAGGCUGUGGACUUUACUGUAACAGUAGUUCAGACUCCUAUCAUACACUUACCAUUGAAAAAUCUGAGCUCAACUUCUGUGGUCCCACCUGCAUUGGCACUUACAAACAGUCCUGCCGAAGGACAGUUGAGUGUGCCAAAUGUCAUAAGUCUGCCAUCGUGUCAGCCAGCAUCAUGGAGCGAGAUGAGAAGGGAAAAGUUCAACUUUACUGUUCACCUGUUUGUGUGCAAAUGAGCCGACCACCACAACACACUCUAAGCGGAGCUGCAUUUCCAUGCUGUCUGUGCAAGACCGUAGCGAUUCCUCAGUAUCACUUGGCAAUGGUGGACGGCACCAUAAGGAACUUUUGUUCCUAUGAAUGUGUGUCUACUUUCAGGAAAACUGGACAUACUGGGUCAGAUCUAAUGAACGGAAAAUCUUCUCCAAGGGAUGCCCCGCGAAUCGGGCCCACUUCCAGAGCCAGCUCAGUCCCUCCUUUUCCUCAGGAUUACCCAUCUUCAGCCCCCUGUCCCAGCCACCAUGGCAGUAACAGCUCAGUACCCCCGCUGGUUCCUCCAUCAGUUGGCUUGACCUCAACUUCUGCACCUGGGCAAGAUCAUCCCAGAACACCCUCUUCUCAGCCAAUAAAAACAGGCGAGGGUAGACUAGCUGACAGCCCAAAAGUGAGCUGUCAUCAGUGUACCAAGCAGAUCCUUACCAAGCCGCUGCUUUUUGGCCACCAAGAUCAGAUAGCUCUGUUCUGCUCUAUGGCAUGCUGUGAUCUGUAUAAAACACAUAACAACAUCCUGGCAAUGUGUGAGGUUUGUAAGAGGGACAAGAUGCCGUUUGACACAAUCCACUACAAUGGGAAAGACAUUUUCUUCUGCAGUAAACAAUGUAAACAAAGCUUCAAAUUGGCUCUAACAUCUCGUCCCAACCAAUUACCCUGCCGUCCCUGCAGCUAUUGCUUUAGCAUUAGUCAAAAGAUGUUGCAUAGUCACUAUGGAGGCAAGCUGGAAGAGUUCUGCAAGCCUCUCUGCAUGUCCCAGUACACUGUACUCUACUAUGGGAUGGGUCGAUGUGACAGUUGUAGGAAGCAGGGCUACUUAAAUGAGAAGCUGCAGUACAUGGGUUCAGUGCGGAACUUUUGCAACUUGACCUGCUUGCUCGGGUACUGCUCCCUGAAUUUUGAACCGAGCCACCACAGUAAUGGUACUGGCGCAGAACCACCUCAUGCUCCAGCCCAGCCUCAGCACUCCUCAAAAGCUAACCCUGUCAUAGCCGAUGUCGUGUCACUCGCAAAUGGCUCGGCAACUCAGCCCAGUGUGCCAUCGGAUAUUGCUCUCACUGGAGGAGUUCCAAACUCUAGCCUUGAUGGCAAGAUUCUUGAUCAUGCGAGUACUCAAACAGAUGCCAUGCGUGGGUCCCCAACCUCCCGACGUCAAAUGAAGAAUAAGUCCGUUCUUUGCCGGCCAUUCACAAUGGAUCAAGAGAGCCUAUGUCUGCUCCUCGAACCAUCUAAAGAUUCUUCAGAGGGGGACAAAGUGAAGGUGGUAAUGGUGCCAGUUCCUGUGCCAGUCUUUGUCCCAGUGCCUAUGAACAUGUACUCCCAGCACACACCAGUUCCAAUGGCUUUGCCUAUAACUCUUCCAGUGCCCGUUGUUAUACCACCACAACUUAAAGAAGUGGCUGAUGUAGCCACGCAAUCAGAUCCUUGGACCGAAGGGACUAAAAACCUGAACAAUGUUGAGGUCCCUAGAAUAGAUGUAGCGAUCCAGUCAGAUCCUUUGGUAUUAGUGGCUGAAGAGCAAAAUAAUACGAAGGUGGAAUCACGAAUCAAAGAUGUGAAAGAUAUCGCUGUCCAGUCAGAUCCCAUGGUUGCCGCAAAGGUUCCCUUGCCUGUCUUGCUGCCAUUUCCUCGACCCAUGUUUGUGCCACCGCUGCGUAAACGUGCAGUAGCUGCUGCUGAUCAACCCGAUGCUUUGGGUGAGGAGAUGGCUGACCCUGUCCAAUAUGGUCUUUGGGAAGUGGAGCCUGAAACCAAGAUGGCUUUUGAUGACGCCAGCCCAGGCAAGGAUGAAAGUAUGACAUCGGAAGUAGUCACUCCAACAAUCCCCCAAGUUGAAGAGAGUCCAAACACAUCCCAAACAAAAAUUAUUCCUCCAAUAACUUUAGUAAAGAAAAAACAAGUAAAUCGUACCCCACGUAAACGCAAGCUGAAGCCGCAAAAAACAACAAGUGACCACCCUGACACCAUCACUGUGGAACAGCAACCUCCCUCGUCCCCAAUGACUGACUUGGAGUAUGACUUUCCAAUGGAUCCGUCAGAGCUGAAGACAUCAACCCCCCAGCGAGGAGUGAAAAGACCUCGAGAGGGUUUUUCUGGUCGGAAGCGGGGUCGAAGACGAACUGGCUCAGUGGACAGCACCGCUGCUUUGACGCCAGUCAGCUUCGAAUUGAACUACAUGUAUGGUGUUAAAGCAUGGAAAUGCUGGGUGCAGCAACACAACAUGCAUUCUAAAAGAUCCAAUCCAGUGGUUGUUAAAGAGGAAAUUCUUCAGUGUGAUUCUGCUGAGCUGAGCUAUGCUCUGUCUUGCUUUGUAAAAGAAGUGCGUAGGCCAAACGGUGAGGCCUACAGCCCUGACAGCAUUUUCUACCUCUGCCUGGGGAUACAACAGUAUCUGUUUAUGAAGGGCCGCAUAGAAAACAUUUUCACAGAUGAGCUGUACAGUCAGUUUGCAUUGGAGAUCUCUGGGAUGCUACGACUUUGGAAACCUAAACAGCUGCCCAAUGGAAGCCUUAUGUCCUCUCGAGUUGAGGAGUCCUUCUUAUGGGAGUGCAAGCAGCUGGGCGCCUACUCCCCCAUCGUAUUGCUGAACACACUUCUUUUCUUCUACACCAAGAACUUCCACUUCACCACUGUGGCGCAGCACCAAAGCCUCUCUUUUGCCAACUUUAGUUUGCACACCAAACCCUGCAGUCGAGCGGGAAAAGUCCUCUACCUCAGAUACCAGCAAAGCAUUGGGGCUACUCCAGGACGUGUAGAGACUGAGCGAAUGAAAAAAAAUGAAGAUGGUGACAUGGAGAUAGAAGAAAAUGUUACCAAUCCCCUGCACUGUCCAGUCAGACUAUAUGAGUUCUAUCUCUCGAGAUGUCCCCCAACAGCAUUGAAGAGGACAGACAUGUUUUACCUCCAGCCUGAACGCAAUGUCCACACACAAAGUUCCUACUGGUAUACGUCUCAUGCACUACAUCACACCAUUUUGCAGAGCAUGCUAACUCGCAUCUUGGCAGUCAAAGAGGUUCAGCGGUAA